AUGAACGAUAAUUACAAUGGAUUAGGACGCCGUAAAGAAGCAAACGCAAGAGUUUAUUUAAAAGAAGGUACCGGGCAAGCCCGGAUCAGAACCAGCAACGGAAAAGAAAAGAGUCUUCACGAUUAUUUUUAUAUGGAACCUUCUCUUUGCGAGGAUAUCCUUCGGCCGCUCAAAUUGUUUAACAAGGAAAAUGAUUUUGACUUUUUUGCUCGAGUAAAAGGUAGCGGUUCGCAAAGUCAAGCCGGGGCAAUUAGAUUAGCAUUGGCUCGGGCGCUAUUAAAAGUUUCCCCAGAGUAUAAAAUUACUUUGAAAAAUUUUUCUCUGCUAACGCGAGACCCCCGGAGAGUAUGGAGAAAAGUGGACGAAAUCCAAAACUUUAACAUAAACAUUAAUGAAAUUGAUUUAAGAGGCAAAAAUAUUGAUAAACUUCAUUCUCUCAUUGCUAAUUGUAUUGAAAAAGAUCAAGAUUUAACCUUAAAAUUUCGUUCUCCUAAUAAGGCUUAUUUUGAAAAAAACCUUUUUGAUAAUACUUUGGUUAUCCCAGAAAAUAUUCUACAAGAGGAUUUGACCACUCAAAACCAAAACCCCAAUUCUUCUCUUGAAGCAACUCCGAGAAAGUUAGAAGAGACAGUUUUAAGAGAAGAGGGGAUAAAAGAAAAAUAUAUCCAAAAUCUUUUUAAAGAAAAUUUAGCAGAAAUUUUUGAUUUGACAUAUUUAACAGAAGAACAUUAUUUAAUAAAUCCUGAUACUGGCGAAAAAGACUGUAAGACAGACUCAUUGGCUCUCAGCAAAAGCGGCAGGUAUUUUGUUGUUAUUGAAUAUAAACGAGACGAAUCGCUUGAAUUGUAUGAGCAAGCAGCAGAGUAUAUAAGUUGCUUGAAAGACACUAAAAAUCCUGAAUGUAUUCAUAACGAACACGAAUUAAUAAGAAUUUGUAUUGCUACCGAAGUUCACAAAAGACUACGACACCACCAACGACCUGACGAGCAAAAGGAUGAGAAUAUAAAAAUAAUAGAAAUAAAAUUUUACGACGAUAGAAAAAUUUUGUAUAUUGAUACUAGUAAUUUACCAGAAUGGUUAACCAUUGCUUCUAACAGAAAAGACAUCAAAGAGAAGGGCAAACUUUCAGGUGGCACAAGUCAAACUAAUGCCAAUAUUUCGGAUGAAGCAGAAAAGUGGUUAGCGGAAGUAGAGAAUUCUAUUUUCUCCCUUAAACCAUUAGAAAGGAGUGAUUGGAAAAAGGGAAAUCUUCAUAGGAUUAGCCCUCAGGAAAUUUCUCAAAUCUUAGAAAGCCUGUUGGAUAAGUAUGGUAUCCGUUAUAGUGAAAAAGAACAUGGAGUUGGUAAUAGCUAUUGGUAUUUCUCAAUCGAGAGUGAAACUGCUUUAAAAGAAUUAAAAAACUUUUUUCAAGAAUAUAGAGAAAAAUUUCCUGAAAGUAGCGAAAUGCUUAAAUAA
Racocetra persica is the source of this 1455-nucleotide messenger RNA. NCBI's taxonomy places the organism in Eukaryota, Fungi, Glomeromycota, Glomeromycetes, Diversisporales, Gigasporaceae. The record is from the annotation of a GenBank genome assembly.